UGGCUGCAGGAGACAGUCGUGCGGCAGACGCCAGACCGUUCACACUACCCACUCGUCCGUCACUCCCAGUGCACCGCCGCAGCCGCUCUCUGGAACGGCGCCUAGAUCUUUUUUUGAACCCACUGGUAGUGAUCGCUUUCCAGCGCUGGGAGCUGGAAAGCUCUGGCCCAAGUGUGCAGUGGAUUAUACUCUUACUCUCAAGAAUUUUUGUGGUGUUCUUAAGAAUUUGAAUGUGAUGGUGCCAGUGGAGUGAAUUUUUUAGCGUGGAUUCUAAGAAUGUGGUGAAGGAAACAAUAGUGAGUAAACUCUGUCUAUCAGCCAGGGAGGGGGCCUAUAAAAAAGUGAGACCUGAACCUUACUUGUGACCUGUGACCUGUAUGUUGUCCGCUAGCCAAGUGGUGGUCAUCGUGCAGUGACCCAAGUUUGACCCUGGCUGACCUGUCAAGGAGAAGAGUGUGGGGUCACGAAGGCUGGAUGCGAGCCAUGACUGAUCUUGACACCCCCGGCGCUGUCGUCUGGCCAAAGUGGUGUUAUUCCAGUAAGUCAGCUUGGUAUCAUUCCCGUAACCAGACGGAGACGGAGACCGCCCAGGACCUGGCCCUCAACAACAACAAUACGCCCCUCACCAAAGACAAGGAACACGCUGCGGCCGCCGCGGCUGCCGCAGCGUACGGCGCCAAGGGCCGCAGGAAGCUGCGGCGCGAGGUACCCAUUAACGGCCUCCGCGGAGCCGAGGACAAGAUGCCCUCGGACUCCUCGAGCGACGUCAAGUCCGAGAGAUUAUCUCCCGAUCCCGGGAGUGACGCCCCCGCCCACGCCGCCCACGCCACGCCCAGCCCUUCCGUGUCGCCCAAGUCCCCCGCCUCACACCGCACCCGCACGCCCUCCUUCCCCGGCACGCCGCCCAAUCCCGCCUUCACGCCUCCCGCGGCCAUCCCCUCCGCCUACGACCGCUUCAGUCCCGCGCCACUGGGCGGCGUGGGCGGGCUUCCGGGCGGACCCGGCGCCAUUAAACAGAUGGAGUCACUAAUGAACAGGAACUGCUCUGAUCUCAUGAGGUCCCUGGCAGCCAAGUACAACAACAGCAACCCUAACGAUUACUUCAGCAGUCCAAACAACGGGUUCCUACGUCACCCACUGGGCGGCCUGGCAGGCUUCAAGCACGGAUCGGCGCCCUUUCUUGGCGUCCCUACCCAACCUACCACAUCGACUUCGAUUAAGGACGUAGAUAAGAAGAUCGACGCUGUACCUGUAUCAACAGCCGCCGGUAUCUCGCAGUUGCCUCACCCAGGGGCGCCUCCCAUGUUCCCCGGUGCCGCAGGAAUCCCCGGGUUCCCUGGCUUUCCCCUGGUAGACAUGUCUUCGUCUCAAGUCCUUCUCAACAUGGUACGCAAUGCCUCCGCGACGCAACAGUCGCAGCUUGAGAACUACUUGCGGGGAGCCAUGAAGCGACCAGCAGACGCCCCAACCUCUCCUCUCGAUCUCUCUGCCACCAUGACUACCAAGAGACCCCGAACGGAACCCUCUAAAUCCUUUGACGUGAAGACGUUGUUUGGUCUUCAGCACGAGGAGGAGAAGAAGCUGGAGACCAAGGCACACACCACACGAUCCCCCACGCCUCCUAAGCCACGGCCCACGCCCUCCCCUGGGACGCAUAAGCCACCCACGCCAUGCUCAGACAAGAACUGCCCUACACUAGAGACUAUCGGCCACUGGACCGUCGAUGACGUAUGUUCCUUCGUGGGAAGUAUAGAACUCUGCGCCGAAUAUGUCGAGGCGUUCCGUGAGCAACGUAUCGAUGGGUCUGCGCUGCCGCUACUGACGGAGGAGCACCUAACGUCCAGCAUCAACAUGAAACUUGGCCCCGCCCUUAAACUCCGUUCCGUCCUAGCACGCCGCCUGGGCGCCUGUAACGUGUGCCUUCAUUGCGAUCACUGCCACACGCAGACGCAGGAGCGGCGGCCCAGCUCUGUCGCUUCAGGGCAAUAGGGUUGGACUUCGGGUUUGCUUGGAUUGAUUCACAUCCACAGUAAAGCCCCCCGGACAUACUAACAUGUCCUCAGUGUACCAAACGUGAAUGUUUUAUGAAUUCCGGUGGUGUUUUCAACAGUUUAUGGAGGAGAGAACUCGUGCUGCCUUGGCACGACUUGGGCAGUGGUAAUGUUAUAAUGACCUCAGGGACUUCAAAGCCCACGCCCAAAAGGAUCCUCCCUGGGUACUCCUACGAAGUGCUGCGUGUCGCAACUUGAAAGUGACAGUUUGCUAUAGAGGCGGGCAAGUUAAAACACACCGGAGUGGCCAUUCUAUCGACUGCAUUUGCUGCACCGUGCGCCUCUGAAGCCGCUUCCCGACGGAGGCUACACAAUUAGUGGACGGGAGGUUAAUCUUGCUGUAGGUGCAUUCCGCGGAAAUGCUAUUAGCUCGCGGCUGCCUACAAAACAGGACAGUAACGAGGUAGCCACGAUCUUGCAUUCUUAUAUCAAGUGAAAGAACAUUCCAUCCACAGAUAAGAGGCAAAGGGACCUAGAAGACUAAAUCAUAGUUAAGUGCAGUCCAUUAAUGGACAUCUGAAGGUGCUCUUAAUUCCCGUAUAUGUUUAAUGACCGACAGACAAACUGUAGUUGCUGAUGUUUAGUCGACAAGUGAGACGAACCGUAGGGGUUCCGCAUUGUAACGAGAGGCAUGCGCUUAAUAGGACCAGAUUCCGAAACGUAGCUCAGGGGUUUCACGAGGAAUUCUUUGUCAGUUGAUAGAGAAGGAAGUGUUUGUUGUAAUUUGGAUUUGUGGAAUUAGAAAGAGGCUCUUUUUUGUGAAUAACUUUGUGUUAGUUGUUAUUUUAAUACCUUGUUUGCCAAGUUACGUUUCAGAAUUUGGCGCUGCUUAGUGCUUCCUGGCCCUUGAAAUUUAUUUUCAGGGCCUUCAAAAGACAAAACCCGCUCAAGAUGUUCAAGUCAUAGUUUUGGAAUCUGUUAUUUUAUUUUAUUUUAUUUUUUUUGUCUCAGAUUGACCCUUUUGUUUUUUGUUGUACAAUCGUUCACACAAAAUGUACAUUAAAAGGAAUACCUCAACAGGUUAGUUAUUUUUUGUUGUUAACAUGCAAUGCAACUCAUAUUUUUUUAGACUCUGCAAAAAAGCUAAAGCUAACAUGAAUGACACGUGCUGUAGAGUAUAGCUUCGAACCAUUGGUAGCUUUGCCAGGGUGAACUAGAUGGUUGAAUCUCCCUGUGGCUCUCGCUGACAGGUUAACCAUCUUCUCCCCCUGGCAAAUCAGACCUGUGUUUACCCAAAGAUUACACGUAAGUCCAACUUUUAGUCAUUUUGAUGGUAGGGGCAUAGAGAUGAUCCAGUAUUUAUUUGUGUAUGAUUUUGUGCAACCUAAAAAUCAGUGUAAUUAAAGGGUUGUCUGUAUAUAGUUUUUUUUUGUUAAUGUUUGUUGAAGUAAUUCUUCUUCUGAAUUAGAAGAGGGAUAUUUGAGUCACUUUCUUGUAUUUCUUGCUGCGUAUCAUACCAGCCAGACUUUUUUUUUUGGGGGGGGGAAGGGGCCAUUUUUAUAUAUGUACUCACUCGCCUUCGAGCCGUCACUAACAAGGCCAUUCACGGACGAUAGUUGAGUCUCCUGUUCGAAUCGCUUUUUUUUAUAAUCUAAAAUUUAUGUUAGACUCCAAAGAUUAAUAGGUUUCUUGAACUCAGGAAUGAUUUUAAUUGGUAAAAAGGAGAAGUUUGUCUAUCUAAGAAGUUUGUCUAUUCAUCCAAUCAGAACGCUUCUUUUGAAUUUUAUUUUCCUGAAACGUUUCAAUUUCUCUCACUAUCGUCCGGCUCUGUGGUUUCUUACGCUUCAUCAUCACUCCAUCAUUUUCCAUUAUCAGUCACCUUCACCUUCACUACAUUUUAAGGCCGCUGUCAUCCUCCACUGUGUUUAGAGGUUUGUUGUAUACAUCUCUGUACAUAGACCAAAAAUCGUGAAUUUAAAUUUUGUAAUAACUGGCGUUGUAUAUUCUAUUUUAAUACAAGAGAACCCGGUGUAUUGUCGUGGUGCAGUGAGGAGACCUCGUGGCUCUCUGAAACGGUUGUAUUAUAUGUUUGUAAAGGAUUAGAGAAACUGAACUGAAUGCUUUUGAAGGUGUAGAGAGGCUGAACUAGAUGCUUACAAAGAAUUAUAGAAGUAAGACUGAAUCCUUCUGAGGAUUAAGGACGCUAUAAUUAACGCUUAAGGAGAAAUAGAGUAGUUGGAUUGGAUACUUUUUUUUUUAACAGAAUAAGAGAAGAUGGGUCGAAUGCUUUGAAAAGACGUAUAGUUGGAUUGAAUGCUUUAAAAGAAAGUAGAGAAGUUGGACUGAGUGCUUGCAAGAAAGCAGGCAAGGAGCAGCCAGAGGGAUUCCUUGCUUGACAAGCUCGACGAGGCCACAGGGGUCACAGGCAGGGUCGGGUGGAAGCAAUAAAUAUAUUUAAUAAAUGUGUAGUUUUUGAUUUCUUGAAAACUACGAAAGGGAAAAUUUGUUAUAUUUUGUUGUCUAUAAUAUUAAUAUCUAUUGGGAUGGCUUGUACUACACCACACACCAUAAUGUAAAUAACAUAACACCAAAAUAAAGACUGGAAUGCUA
Molecule: messenger RNA, 4601 nt
Organism: Procambarus clarkii (red swamp crayfish)
Lineage: Eukaryota; Metazoa; Arthropoda; Malacostraca; Decapoda; Cambaridae
Biological process (GO): negative regulation of DNA-templated transcription
Cellular component (GO): nucleus
Molecular function (GO): chromatin binding; histone binding
Source: RefSeq, a predicted model, not a curated record